AUGCUCAGCGGGGGUGGUGCUGCAUCUUCGCAUGAUGAGGGAUCAUCGUCGUACACGUCUCCUAUCGUCUCGCGUCAUCACAAGUUGUGGGAUGGCACUACUAUCUUCCACGUGAAGGGUUUGAGGCAAGAACAACGGCAGCAGAAGCAGCAACAGGAGGAAAAUACAGUAUCCCCAUCGUGGUUGCCUCCAAAACUGAUGAACGCAGCCUCCAUGUCGCCGUCACCCAGCCCUACCAAGGCGCGUUUGUCAUUCGCCCCGAUGCAGCGUAAUGGUCUUGGCAGAAGCCCUCUCUUUUCUCCAAGGAAGGCGCCACUCAGUUUCGCUACGUCAGCGGCUACUACUACUACUACUACUACUACUGCUACAGCGGCGGCGGUGGUGGCUGCUUCGGCGGCGGCACCGUUAUCAUUGAACGGCCACCAAUACAACGUCCCAGUGGCAGUUGAUGUGCCCCUGCAGCAGCAGAUGCUAGAUGCCUUCAAAAGGCGAGCAACGCGUGCAGUCUCGCUGGACAAACUCGACACUAUGAGAGAUGAGGAUCCGCUAUGGCCCAGUGGGGCGACACGGUCAUCGGAUAUAACAGCAGCAAGGCGCAAAGACCACGGGGGUACAGCUGUGCCCGGAUCCAUGGCGCGCGACCAGGUGGUGCGUGUUGUUGACGUGGUGCUGUCGACCGGUGUGUCCUCAUCAGUGAAGACUGGCUACGCUGGCAGUGCUUCCAACGACGAGACAAUUGCGUGCACGGCGCUGGCCCGCGCCCUCGAGGCGGAGCUGCACGGACGAUUUAUUGUUGAGCAGGCCGAGCUGUGGAUGCGCGAGGACGCGGCGCGGCGCAAGGCGUGUCUGCGGGAGGAACACAUGCGGCGCCUGCUGGUGAUGCGUGCCGUAGCGGCGAUGCACGCGUGGCACAGCGAGCACCGGCACGCCGCUCGAAUGCGCGACUUACAGGUGCGCUCUGAUGAGCUCGCGGGAGAGGAGCGAGAGACGCUUCUCGCAAGCGUCCGCCGAUUGGAGAGCGAAGAAUCGGUGCUGCUAGAGCGCGUCGGCGACGCCGAGAGGCGCGUGAAGUGGGGCCAGCGGCUCCUUGCACUGCGAGAGCAGGAGGCCCUCACGCAGAUCAAGGCGGAACGCCACGCGAUGGUUGCGCAGCUGCAGCUGUUGGAGACACGCCUCGCGGAAGCGCUUGAGCGGCGCAAGAGGGCGGUUCUCGGCGCAGCGUUUGGCCACGAGCCGCACCACCAGCUUCUCUCGUUUGAGCCGCACAGCACAGGGUGGGAUGCGCCGUCUAUCUGUGUCUCGCGUGAUCGCACAUCUAACGCCACACAGGAGGAGCAGGCGUUAACAGCAGCAAAAACACAUGCUGCACCGUUGCGCCGCACUGCUGUGUCAUCAUCGAUGGAUUUCUCGACGCCGACGGCCCCUUUAUCGUCUUCGGGCGGUGGUGCGUUUUUGGUUGCUAUGCGGGAUGCGACGGCCGCGGCCACGCGGCUGCUGGAUGAGGAACGGCCGCAUCCGUUUCAUCACCGUGUCGUUGAUGCACCACCGGCCGACUACUACGCCGCUGCACGCCAGGGAAGAGUGAGUGGUGACGUGGACAUCAGGCGUGCAUCGUCACCGCGGACGGUGCUUUGA
Messenger RNA from Trypanosoma grayi, 1635 nucleotides. RefSeq lists its product as hypothetical. The record is from RefSeq and is a predicted model, not a curated record. The coding region runs from base 1 to 1635 and encodes 544 amino acids. The transcript has a single exon. Lineage: Eukaryota; Euglenozoa; Kinetoplastea; Trypanosomatida; Trypanosomatidae.